AUGUCAGCAAAUAUUGUUCGAGUGGCAGUCACCCAAGCCGAGCCCGCAUGGCUUGACCUUGCUGCUGGCGUGGCCAAGACUUGCGAAUUAAUUUCGGAGGCUGCGAAAAACAAUGCCCAGCUGAUCGCAUUCCCUGAAUGUUGGAUACCAGGCUAUCCUUGCUGGAUUUGGGCGCGAAUGCUUGAUGUAGGGUUGAAUAUCGCCUAUGCCAAGAACUCUCUCCGUCUAGGCUCCCCAGAGAUGAAUCAAAUCCGAAAUUGUGCUAGAGAUAAUGAGGUUGCUGUAUCUUUAUCUUUCUCGGAGAAGGAGAACCACACUCUCUACAUUGCCCAGGUCAUGAUUGGUACUGAUGGGGAGAUCAAGUUCCACCGUCGCAAGAUGAAGCCUACACACAUGGAGCGUACUAUAUUCGGCGAUGCCUCGGGUGAAUGUCUUUCAAGUGUGGCAGACCUUUCUUUUGCACGAGUUGGUUCACUAGCCUGCGCGGAGCAUAUCCAACCACUAUUGAAAUAUCACACAUUGUCCCAACAAGAAGAUAUUCAUGUUGCGGCGUGGCCAACCCCAUACCCGCAUGACGGGGGUGAUAGCUCGUGGUUCAUGACAGAAGAAGGUAUGAUGGGUUCGAGUCCAUUUUCAGAAGAAUUUGUUACUGAUUUUCGUUUCGCUGCAGGUUCUCAAACUGUGUCACGGACAUAUGCAAUUGAGUCACAAACCUUUGUCCUUCAUUGCAGUCAAAUCCUCGGAGCGAGUGGUAUAGAGAAGAUGAAAGUAUCCUCUGCACCCCCGAUGACAAAGCCUGGUGGAGGUUGCUCUGCUAUAUUUGGUCCUGAUGGACGACGACUUACUGAGCCCGUGGAAAGCACCACGGAAGAUAUCAUUUAUGGGGAGUUACCCUUGGAUUUGAUCACGGCGACCAAGUUCUUUUUCGAUCCUGUUGGCCAUUAUAGUCGUCCGGAUCUUAUGUCUCUCCAAGUCUGCACCAAAGUGAAGAAGAUGGUUCGUGAGGAGGAGAGAGAGCCAAUUCAUACCGUCAGCGAGGCGCAAAAUGACCCUUAG
Molecule: messenger RNA, 1056 nt
Organism: Penicillium angulare
Lineage: Eukaryota; Fungi; Ascomycota; Eurotiomycetes; Eurotiales; Aspergillaceae
Product: carbon-nitrogen hydrolase family protein
Exons: 2
Coding region: 1-1056 (351 amino acids)
Molecular function (GO): catalytic activity
Source: RefSeq, a predicted model, not a curated record